CGUGAAGGCCUAAACUAAAAUCAUCUCAGUUUUGGAUUCUGGAACACAAUUAGAUCCUUCUUCCCAAAUGGCGGAAACCGAAGUCAUAUCUACCUGCUUAGUCGGAGCUGCUGCGGCGGCUUCUGAAACCUCAAACACCGUGGCGAGGGUGCACUUAACGCCGUGGGAUCUGCAGUUCCUCCACAUCGGACCCAUCCAGAAAGGCCUCCUCUUCCGCAUCCCCAGCUCCGCCGCCCCGGGAUUCAUUCCUCGCCUGAAAACCUCUCUCUCAUCCGCCCUCGCUUUCUACCCUCCCCUCGCCGGCCGCUUUGCGGCCGAGCCCAACCCCGUGGAUGGCACCACUUCCCUCUUCGUGGAUUGCAACAACGCCGGCGUGGAGUUCGUCGAAGCCAAGGCCGCCGGCGUCACCGUCGCCGCCGUUCUUGAUCCCUCCAAUAACAACGUGCCCGGAAUCGUCCGAUCGUUCUUUACCCUCAACGGAAUUCGCAACGUGCACGGGAUCUCCAAGCCUCUGAUGGGCGUCCAGGUGACGGAGCUUCACGACGGCUACUUCAUCGGAUGCACUCUGAACCACACCCUCGCCGACGGCACUUCCUUCUGGAACUUCUUCCGUUCUUGGUCGGAACUAUCCCGCGGUCUCCCCCAUCUUUCCACGCCUCCCGUCCACCACCGCUGGUUCCCGGACAAUUUUCCCCGUCCGGUUCCUAUCCCCGGCGAAAUAUCGUUUCCGGGCAACCUCCCGCCCUCCCUCCUCCCGGAGAGGGUGUUCCACUUGAGCAAAGAAAGCAUCGCGAAGCUCAAAGAGAAAGCCAAUUCCGAAAUGGGAAUGCCCCAAAACUCCAUCUCCUCCCUGCAGGCCUACACGGCCCACGUAUGGCGGUCCCUCACCAGAGCCCGACGCCUCGAUCUAGACGAAGACGUCCACGUCAUCAUGGGCGUGGGAACGCGGGCAAGGGUACCCCUCCCCGAAGGGUACUGGGGAAACGGCGCGUACAUGGUGAAGGUGACGGCGAAAGCAGGGGAGGUGUUGAACAGGGGAUUGGGGUGGACGGCGUGGCAGCUCAAGGAAGCAGUGGGAAAACAGAGCAGCGAGGAAGUGGAAAAACACUACAGGAAUUGGGUGAGAUCAUCGGAUCUGUUCGGGGAGGGGGAGCUUUUGUCGGCGAACGCACUGCUCAUGAGCAGCUCUCCGAGGUUCGACGUGUACGGCACCGACUUUGGUUGGGGGGAAGCGGUGGCGGUGAGGAGUGGCGGCGCGAAUAAGCCGGACGGGAAGGUGACGCUGUAUGGCGGACAGGAACAGGGGAGUGUUGAUAUUGAGAUGUGCAUUGAUGGCAGGACAUUAGAGGGACUGGUAAAGGAUCCUGAUUUCUUGGAGUAUAUACGGAUUCAGUAAUUCCAUGUAUUUUCUGUAAUUCCAUGUAUUUUCUCACAGCAGGCGAGGCACACACAGACACAUAGGGUCUCUUUGGGAAUAGCGUUAAAGAUUAGUGUUAACGUUUUGGAUAAAAUUUUAACGGUGCAGAUUACUUUGAAAACGCUAACGCUAAACGCUGCCCGUAGAUAGUCUUUUCAAAACGCUAACGCUAAUCGCUAACGCUAUUCCCAAACAUGCCCAUAAUCUUUAUGCUUGGACAGAUAUUUUGUGUGUCUAUUUUUGGCUUGGUGU
Cuscuta campestris is the source of this 1669-nucleotide messenger RNA. NCBI's taxonomy places the organism in Eukaryota, Viridiplantae, Streptophyta, Magnoliopsida, Solanales, Convolvulaceae. The record is from the annotation of a GenBank genome assembly.